AUGCAAGACGGGAAGACACAGAACAAUGGUGCAAUGACGCCUCCAGCAACACCAACAUCAUCCUCUCACUUCAGGUCUGGCUUCAAGUCAGAUGACUAUAGCAUACAGACUGGGCUGGCGCGCCAUGCAUCUACAGCAUCGACUGCUUCUGUCCCUCGCUCACCCUCCAUACGUUCCCACCCCGUAGCACUACAGAUCUUUGACUACGACAUACUCGAGUAUGUGAUACUAGUCGAUGAUAACAACAAGAAGCGUCCUAUCGGUACCGGUAUAUGGAGCGACGUGUACCUAGCGGCCCCAAGUUUACCAAAGCCGAGUGAUGAGUCAUUUCUACUACCACCUUCGGCCACAAAAUCGCCCCCUGUCACCCCAAUAAAGUCGAACGACUCAGCUGUUGGACUGAAUUCAUUUCCUGCUGUACCGCCUCUGUAUGCGAUCAAAGCUCCUGCAUCUAUGAGCUCACGCAAGGUUCUGAGAGAAGAAGCGAAGGUUCUGUCUUACCUGUCCCAGUUCCCGGAAUCGGAUAAACACAUCGUACAAUUCUUCGGUCAGGAUACCCGCAACGAUGCGCUGGUACUAAAAGCCAUGGACGGUACUUUGGAAGAUUGGAUCAAGAAGGACUUAAAUAGCCUUCCUGAAGAGCUCCGCUCAACCAAGCUUGGGACCGUAUUUCCCUGCAUCGCACUAGCCCUGAUUGACAGUCUGAUGUGGAUGCAAGACAAGAACUGUAUCCAUGCAGAUAUCAAGCCUGCGAACGUUCUGAUCUCCAGCACCCCUGCGGAUCUCACGUCUGCACCAGCAACAGUAUACUCUGACUUCUCAUCGACCAUUCUGAUUGCACCGGAAAUUGAGGUUCACAACGCCUCGCCUCUCGGCGCCGGGACCUGGGAUUACCUCGAUCCGUCUCUGCUAAGCAGCUUCGCACCUGCAGAGCCGUCUGCCGCUACCGAUCUGUGGUCUCUCGCCAUCACCCUCUUAUUUCUCAUCAGUGGCGCGUCACCCUUUGAUGCCUUCAGGCAUAACAAAUAUCAACAACGUGAGAUGAUCAAAUCCGGCAGCCCGCUCCAAUGUCUGGCCUACGAUGACGUAGGCAUCAGAAACAUGCGUAGAAUGAAGGACCUGUCGAAAGCCCUUGGACUCGACCUGCACAAAUGGUUCGCUAAGGUACUAGUCAAAGAUGUCAGUAAGCGCAUUGAUGUGGCUGCGUGGAAGGACGAGCUGGUAUGCGCUACGACCAAGGUCGGAUCGAUGAUCUAG
Messenger RNA from Boeremia exigua, 1257 nucleotides. RefSeq names its product kinase-like domain-containing protein. The transcript has a single exon. Gene Ontology annotation, biological process: autophagosome organization; protein autophosphorylation; autophagy. Lineage: Eukaryota; Fungi; Ascomycota; Dothideomycetes; Pleosporales; Didymellaceae. Gene Ontology annotation, molecular function: protein serine/threonine kinase activity; ATP binding. The record is from RefSeq and is a predicted model, not a curated record. Gene Ontology annotation, cellular component: autophagosome; cytoplasm. Bases 1 to 1257 code for a protein of 418 amino acids.